AUGUUUAGACGUCAUUUCCUUGGACUAGCUUCCAAAACAUCAAUAACAAGAACUUCCCUUCUAGCUAAGAGAUUUUAUGCAGAAACAGUCAAUUCUACUUCAAACGUAUUGAAAUUACAAUUCGCUUUACCUCACGAGACUCUAUAUUCAAACACAGAAGUAAAACAAGUUAAUUUACCAGCUAAAUCAGGUCAAAUCGGUAUAUUAGCUAAUCAUAUCCCCACUGUAGAACAAUUGAAUUCAGGAGUAGUGGAAAUAUUCGAAAGUACAAACAAUUCCACAAAGAAAUAUUUCAUCCCUGGUGGAUUUGCAACAAUGCAACCAAAUUCAACAUUAUGUAUCACUGCUGUGGAGGCAUUCCCAUUGGAUUCAUUCUCUGAGGCGAAUGUUAAAUCAUUAUUACAAGAGGCAAAGAAAAAUAUUAAUAGUAAUGAUCCUAAACUGGCUUCAGAAAAUACCAUUAAGGUUGAAUUAUUGGAAAAUUUACUUCAAUCGAUUUCGAAAUCUACCUAG
Messenger RNA from Naumovozyma dairenensis CBS 421, 513 nucleotides. It is a transcript of the gene ATP16, whose product is annotated as F1F0 ATP synthase subunit delta. Lineage: Eukaryota; Fungi; Ascomycota; Saccharomycetes; Saccharomycetales; Saccharomycetaceae. The record is from RefSeq and is a predicted model, not a curated record. The transcript has a single exon. Gene Ontology annotation, biological process: proton motive force-driven ATP synthesis. The coding region runs from base 1 to 513 and encodes 170 amino acids. Gene Ontology annotation, molecular function: proton-transporting ATP synthase activity, rotational mechanism.